Phialemonium atrogriseum is the source of this 2690-nucleotide messenger RNA. RefSeq names its product glycoside hydrolase superfamily. The transcript has 4 exons. The record is from RefSeq and is a predicted model, not a curated record. Gene Ontology annotation, molecular function: beta-glucosidase activity. Bases 177 to 2690 code for a protein of 837 amino acids. Gene Ontology annotation, biological process: glucan catabolic process. Lineage: Eukaryota; Fungi; Ascomycota; Sordariomycetes; Cephalothecales; Cephalothecaceae.
CACAUCGGCACCUGACUUGUGCCCAGCCCAGAUCCGAGAUCAAAGUCAAAUGACUGGCUUAGCACCACUUGGCGCGAAGCAAACUGUCUUAUAGCUGAGAUUCGCUAGUCAAGUCGUCUACAAUGUUUGCCUAGCUCUUUUUCGCAUUGACCCUCGAUGAAUAGGUAGAGGCAAACAUGUAUAUCCACCAACGGGCUUCAAUCGAUGUCGAGUCGACGCUCGCAUCUCUGACGCUGUCUGAAAAAAUCUCACUCCUUUCCGGGGCCGACUUUUGGCAUACUACCGCCAUCCCCUUUCACAAGAUCCCUUCAGUGAAAUGCACAGAUGGCCCCAACGGCGCUCGAGGUGGUCGAUUCUUCAAUCCCGUCCCAGCAACCUGCAUCCCUUGCGGCACUGGUCUCGGUGCCACGUGGAAUCCAGACCUUCUCUACGCUGCAGGACAACUUCUCUCCCGCGAAUGCGAGGCCAAAGGCGCCCAUGUAUGGUUGGGUCCUACGGUCAACCUGGUCCGGGGUCCUCUGAACGGCCGCGGAUUCGAGAGUUUCUCUGAGGAUCCUCACUUGAGCGGCGUGCUGGCCGCCGCCAUUAUCCAGGGGGUGCAGAGUCGAGGCACCCUGGCUGCUCUGAAGCAUUUCGUUGCCAAUGACCAGGAAACAGCUAAGAUGUCGGUCGAUAUCUGCAUGUCCCAGCGGGCAUUGCGCGAGGUGUAUCUGAAGCCGUUUCAGAUGGCUGUGAGAGAUGGCAAACCAAGGAUAGUGAUGUCCUCGUACAACAAAGUCAACGGGACUCACGUGUCCGAGAGUAAAAAACUUCUGGACGAAGUGUUGCGACGAGAAUGGGGAUUCGAUGGCCUUAUUAUGAGCGAUUGGUUCGGGACCUAUGGCUGUGCCGGCGCACUGAAUGCCGGGGUGGACAUUGAAAUGCCAGGUCCAUCGAUGCACCGUGCAUAUCAAGCUGUCAUGGCGGUAACAUCUGGAAAGGUUAGUCAUCAAACGAUAGAUGACCGGGCAAGGAAAGUCCUCGAGCUCGUCAACCACUCUGCCACAUCGCGAGUAUCGACAAAGGAGACAACUCGUGACUCGCCAGAGGAUCGUGCCCUUAAUCGACGCCUCGCGACUGAGAGUGUUGUCCUCCUGAAGAACUUGGCCAAUAUUCUUCCGCUCCAACCUGAGGAUUGUGAGGACGUUGCCAUUAUCGGCCCAAACGCGAAACUCCCCGCUGCAUGUGGCGGAGGAAGUGCAAAUCUACGCCCCUAUUUCACAAGCUCGGUCUUUCAGGGAAUUCGGGACCAACUGCCUUCCAAUGCAAAAGUCUACUUCGAGCCGGGAGUAUUUGGGCAUGUUCUUCUUCCCUACUUCACCGAGGAUCAUGUUACCGAUGAAUCGGGAAACCCGGGCGUUUCCAUCGCCUUCUUCAACGAGCCGGACUCGGUUCAAGACAGGAAGCUCUUUGACUACCAGAACAUCCCCGACACGACGUACCAGCUCAUGGAUUACAGCCAUCCGGCUAAAAGGGACGUUUUCUUCAUUUCAAUGCGGGCUAAAUACCGGCCCGAAGUCGAUGGAUUGUACGAGUUUGGGCUCGCCAGCUAUGGCACGUCAAAGCUGUACAUCGACGACGACUUGGUGAUAGACAACGAGACCAAGAAAAGCCACGGGGGAAUGUUCUUUGGCCACGGGUCUGUGGAAAAGCGUGGAACAUGCGAGAUGGUGGCUGGUCGAACCUAUCGACUCCGAGUGGAAGCGGGCAGUGCCUUGACAUCGAGGGUGACUGGGGGCUCAUUCAUACCUAUACCAGGAGGAGCCUGUCGUCUUGGUGGUUGUCUCAAGCUGAAGCCCGCUGACGGAAUCAACCAGGCUGUUUCUCUAGCGAAGAGAUGUAAACAUACAUUGGUUGUUGUCGGCUUCAAUGCCGACCUCGAAAAGGAAGGCAAGAAUAGGGAGUCCAUGUCGCUUCCGCCUCAUGUUGAUGAUCUUGUCUCAGCAGUCCUGGGAGUCCAGCCCAAUGCCAUCGUGAUCACUCAAGCAGGCAAUCCCAUCGCAAUGCCAUGGCGCCACCAGGCCAAGACAAUUCUUCACAGCUGGUAUGGGGGCAACGAGGCUGGUAAUGCUGUUGCAGAUGUGGUGUUUGGAAAGGUCAAUCCCAGUGGGAAGCUUCCUGUCACUUUCCCGAACCGACUGGAGGAUGGCCCAACGUUUCUCAGCUUUGGGAGCGACAAUGGGCGGAUAUACUAUGCUGAGGAUGUCUUCGUUGGGCAUCGAUGGUUCGAAGCUCGUGGCAUCGACGUGGCAUUUCCAUUCGGGCAUGGCCUGAGCUACACCACCUUUUCCGUGUCCAACAUUAGGAUGGCGGCGAGUGGCGUGCUCGUCGACGUUAAGAACACUGGACCCAUGGCGGGUGCUGAGGUGUUGAGGCUGUAUGUUUCCUUUGACCUUGUCAAGACUGGGAAGAAGUCGAGGUUUCUGCGGCCUGUCCGAACGCUUGUCGGUUUCCAGAAAAUCUUCCUGAAGCCUGAUCAAGAGGCUCCGGUGGUCAUCACUCUUGACAAAUACAGCACUGCUGUAUGGGAUGAACCAACCGAUAGCUGGUUUUGUGAGGAAGGGACGUAUACAGCUUCUAUUGUGGCCUCCAGUGACAGCUUGGAAGCCAGUUUCACCGUCGAUAAAGAUGUUUACUGGAACGGCGCAUGA